AUGGAUCUACAAUUCAGGAAAACGUGUCGUGCCAAAGUUACCAGAUUAAUAAAGGAAGCAGAAGAUUUAUUAAAAGCCGAAAUAGCGGUGGAAGAGCUAAGUGUAAUGUUGGACAGACUAACAGUAGCAAAUAACAACCUAAAAGAAGCUAAUGAAAAGGCGUUACCGCAUGUAAAAGAAGAGAAAUAUGAAGAGGAAUUCGAACAAAUUUUGGAUUAUGACGAUAGAGUGGCCAUAGCGACUUCGAGGUUAAAGCAGAGGGUAAGCAGUCAGACGCAGGCGGAGGAGCAAGGGUCUCGGCAGAAUGCAGCGUCGAUAGAGGGGAACAAGCAUAGAGGUGACUCCUGUCAACGUCAACAACAGGCAGUGCCGGACCAGGAACAGGGAGUAGGUAUUUCGGGUGUUGUAUAUGCAGCUUUCAACACGUUAAAAGUAGAGUUUAAUAAAUUGUCAGAAUUUGAUUCGGAUGCAGAGGAGUGUAGCAGUCAAGAAAGAGCAGAUACAAGUACAAUUAAAUGCGAAAAACAGAUUGAGCUACUCUUGAAAUUUAUAAAACGUGAAGUAGAUUCCGUCGAAUCUGCACAAGCUAUAUCGGGUACAGCCAGUACAAGCAGUGGUGUAUCGAGAGAAGAACGGAACAGUAUUGGAUUUCUAGGCCCAUACACCAUCAUACCAAAAAUAUUGUUACAAACCAUUUGGAAGGGAAAAUAUGAUUGGGACAGUACAUUACCACAAGAUAUUCAAAGGGAAUGGAAAAUUUGGAUUAAAGAUAUAAAACUUUUGAACGAUUUAACUUUUCCCAGAUGCGUAGUAAAAAAUCUGCAAAUACCAGUACAGCUACACAUUUUUGCUGACGCCAGCCCUAAAGCAUAUGGAGCUGUCGCGUACAUAAGGAUAUGUGAAAAUAAUAUUAAUCAUUCCAACAUUUUUAUGUCAAAAUCCAGAGUUGCGCCAAUAAAGCAGAGCGAAGAUGAACUUUCUUUACCCAGGUUGGAACUAACGGCAGCUGUUUGUGCUGCAAGAUUAAAAAACUACAUAAUGAAAAAUGUCAAACUGAAUGUGAAAUCCAUAUAUUUAUGGACGGAUUCCAAGAUCACACUGCGUUGGAUUAUAGAAAAACCAGAAAGGUGGAAACCAUAUGUUGCGAAUAGAGUCAGAGAAAUUCAGUCACUGACAAAAGAUUCGGUGUGGAGACAUUGCCCAGGACAAGACAACCCUGCAGAUUUAGUGACGAGAGGUAUUAAAGCAAAUAAAUUAAUAACCUCAACAUUGUGGAAAUUUGGUCCUUAUUAUUUACGUGAAUCGGAAGAAAGUUGGCCCGAAGAUGACGAUGAAAUGAUGGAUGAUUAUCAAGGAAAUUUUGUAUUGAAUACACAAACCGUGGAAGAGGUAUCCGAUCCCUUAUUUGAUUUAAACAGAUAUAGUAGCAUAAACAAAAUUCUGAGAGUAACAAGUUAUGUUUUGCGAUUUAUUAGCAACGUAAAAUUUAAACAAAAAAUUGUUGGCAAUUUAGGUGUAGAAGAACUGAAAAGAUCCGAAGUACAUUGGCUAAAAUAUAUUCAAAAUAAAGAAUUCCCAGCUGAAACCAAGUCGCUGAAAAAUAAUGAACUUUUACCUAGGACUUCUGCUAUUUUAUCAUUGUCACCAUUUUUAGACCACGAUGGACUAAUGCGACUCGGGGGAAGAUUACAAGAAAGUGAACUAUCUUAUGAAACGCAGCACCCAAUUAUAUUACCAAAGUCAAGUCCUUGGAUAAACAAGAUUAUUACUCACACUCACGAAAAGUUGCAUCAUGGAGGUGUAAAUAUUACUUUAGCGGAAAUACGGAAGAAGUACUGGAUCCUAAGAGGUAGACAAAAAAUUAAAUCCAUUUUAUCGAGAUGUGUGACUUGCAAAAAAUUUAGAGGAAAACCUGGAGAUACCCAAUUUGCUCCCUUGCCACGAGAACGAAUUUUAUCAAGUAGAGCAUUUGAUGUUAUAGGUACCGAUUUUGCUGGACCUCUUUAUAUAAAAGAAAAAGAACAAAUAAGAAAGGUUUACGUCAUGUUAAUAACAUGUGUUGUAACACGCGCAGUGCAUUUGGAGUUGGUUCCGAAUAUAUCUACAGAGUGUUGUCUGCGAGGUCUGCGUAGAUUUAUGGCAAGAAGAGGAGUGCCGAGUGUGAUUUAUUCAGAUAAUGCCAAAUCUUUCAAAAGAUCAGCAUUGGAACUUGAAGAAUUUAAUACCAUAUUAAGGGGUACAGAUAUUCAUUCAUUUGCUUUGAAAAGUCGAAUAACCUGGAAAUUUAUUGUUGAAAGAGCCGCAUGGUGGGGCGGAUUUUGGGAACGUUUAGUAAAAACCAUAAAGGAUUCAUUGAAAUUUAAUAUAGGUAAAGCCAUUCUCGGAUUUGACGAAUUACAAACGGUGCUGACUGAGGUAGAAGCCAUUGUAAAUUCCAGACCAUUGACGUACAUUGAUGAUGACCCAGACAAUAUGUGUAUCUUAACACCAGAAAAAUUUUUGAUUGGUGAUGCUGUAUCCAAUAUUACCAAAGAUAUACGUGAGACAGCAAUUAAACGUAACGAUCUUUUACAAAAAUGGAAGACGCGAGAAAUAAGUUUAAAUAAAUUCUGGAGAAAAUGGACUACGGAUUAUCUACAGCAAUUACGCACAGCCCAUCAUUUUGAUCCGAAAAGAACCACAUCAUUUGAAACGGGAGACGUCGUAUUAUUACACGACCAGAAUAUGCCAAGAACCCUUUGGAAAAUGGUUCGCAUUACGAACAUUUAUCAAGGUAGAGACGGAAAAGUGCGUGCUUGCGAAAUUAGGGUUCCUAACGGAAAAUUGUUGAAACGACCAAUCCAACUGUUAUACCCCUUAGAAUUAGAAACUGAGGGUAAAGUACUCCGUACUUCGGGGCCCGAGGAUUAUGUGGAAAAUAAAAAUGUCGUACGUCAAGAGAGCUCUUUCCCGCGAGACCGAUACGGUACGGUAGAGAGUGCCGCUGCUAGCAGUAGUGAUAUAGUGUGCGAUUAA
Molecule: messenger RNA, 3015 nt
Organism: Anoplophora glabripennis (Asian longhorned beetle)
Lineage: Eukaryota; Metazoa; Arthropoda; Insecta; Coleoptera; Cerambycidae
Exons: 3
Coding region: 1-3015 (1004 amino acids)
Biological process (GO): DNA integration
Molecular function (GO): nucleic acid binding
Source: RefSeq, a predicted model, not a curated record